Molecule: messenger RNA, 4128 nt
Organism: Auanema sp. JU1783
Lineage: Eukaryota; Metazoa; Nematoda; Chromadorea; Rhabditida; Rhabditidae
Source: the annotation of a GenBank genome assembly
AUGUUUCUCCCGGUUGAUCAAGAAGUAACUUUAAGACUCCCUGUCCCUGAAGGAUAUCCAGAAGCUCGCCCUGUAGUUUCGAUAGCCUCAAACAGAGAAAAAACGUUCGUUGCUGUUGCUACAGAAGACUCUAUAUACAUAUGGCUUGCACAUCCGCAUUUGUUAUUGUGCAUCUUACGCUUAUCAGAGUCUGAUAUUUUGGAGCGAGGAACUUUGAAUCAUGUUUAUUGGCGAUGCGACUCUUCUGCUAUUGCGAUUACUACUUCACGAAAUCAUAUUUUGAUAUACCAAGUCGAUGUUUCUACUGACAAUUGCUAUAAUGUUCCCAGGUCUUCUACCCAUCCUCAUCACACUUCUAAAAAUCUUUUCCUGCAAUCAUCAAUACCCAUAAUCUCUCUUUAUCCUUCUGUAGUUAUAAACCUAGCAGCUACUGCUACAUGCUGUGUACCUUUACGGGAAGAACUUUUGGUAUGUAUUCGUAACGGGUUUUGCCAUCAUAUAGGCUGGGAUGGUUCAGUUCAUACAGAUUUUUCUAUACGUUUAGCUUCAAUUCCCUUUGCUCAUGAUCAACUUCAAUCUAAACCUGAAUAUAUCAGUGAUCCAUUGGUGCAUGCAAUUGAAGCGGUUUAUGCUCCUCUCGUAGGAGGUUACUGCAUGGUUCUCUCGGAUGGUAGAGGUGCCCUUUUGACAUCCUCGGAUUCAACGUUUCAUCCAAAUAGUAUUCUUGGAGUAUGGGCUCUAUCGCUGAAAGAUGCUGUGUGUGCUGAUGUCAACCACAAAUUCCGAUCCUUAGUAUUCGGUUGUAUGAAUGGAGAUAUAGCAGCUUAUCAUUUGGAUGAUGCCAAUGGUUCUCUGGUUCAAACUUUCAGAGUAUCCUUGCUAGUUACGAACGGCCCAGAAAUAACGAAUAGGCUCGGACAAGUAGCUAGAAUUCAAGUAUUAUCAUCUGGCUGUGCAAUAGCUGCAGUGUGGUCUGACAAAACCAAUGACCAACCUGAAAGCGAAAAAAAGGAUGACGAGAAAUCUUUGCCGCCAACGUUAGCUAUCUUCACUCCGUACGGAUCUCAGACGUGGUGCUCUUUGGAGUCUGUUAUAGAAUGGGAUUCUGCCUUGAGUUCCCAUUACACUACAUUGGCUUGGGGCCCUGAAGGAUUUUCCUUGUGGCUAGGUAGGAACAAUGGCUUAUUCACUAUGUUUUUAGCUAGACUAGCAGCCUUGAGUAAUCCGCUGAUGGAGCACAGUGAAAGAGUGAUGAUGAUGACAGGAUCUAAGGUGAUGGUUAGUCCACCCAGAGAAAGAGAAGAAUGCGCAAGUGCUCCCCAUUCGGUAUGGACCACUUAUACUGUUCCUUCAGAAUACAUCUCAGUAAAUUGGCCUCUUAGGUUCGCAACUUACGACGAUAAGGAACCGAAUAUUUUAGUGGUUGCGGGAACACGAGGUCUUGCUUAUUGUAAUAUAUCACUGGGAAGAUGGAAAAUAUUCGGGAAUGAGAGUCAGGAAAGAGAUAUAAUUGUGACUGGCGGAGUUUUCGUUUGGAAUGGAACUGUAGCUGCUGCUUGUUACGAUUCCCACUUGGAGAAAGAGUUACUGAAGUUCUACCCCUUGUCCCUCAAACUUGAUAAUCAGUUCGCCUCGUGUACAGAAACAGAAUCUCGGAUUCUAAUGCUGAGUGUCAGGGAGAGUACUCUAGUCACAUUUGAUGUGGAUGGUCGUAUCUUCUUAUUCCAAAUGAAGAAAAAUGACGUUAGCAAUACAGACGACGUUGGAAAAGUUUUUCUGGAAAAGUUAGCGGAAAUACGUGUAUUCGACUUGAUCACGCAUCCUGCCUGUCUUGUCUCGAUUCAGUUGACUCAACUCAAUUUGGAAAGUGGAGGGUCAUUUUGCCCCGGAGUUGAUACAGUUUUGGUUAAUGUGUCUGGCCGUCUCAUUACCCUGAAUCCUAAGAACGCCUCCAAAGAAGAAGACGAAAUCUUCCAGUUGCAACAACCCAUUAUAAUAGCCUCGUUUGUGGAACAAGUGUGGCAUGAUAGAGCAUGUAAGUACUAUGCAGAUGAUGAACAAGAUCAUCUUGGGAAUGCCUUGUGGAUCAACUGUGGAACUAAAGGAAUGAAGGUCUGGCUACCAUUGUUUCCCAGUAAAAACAGUCAAACUGUGCAAGGUACCUCUUUCAUUUCUCGAAGGAUAAUGUUACCCAUAGAACUUGAUAUUUGCCCUGCAGUGAUUUUCGCCAAAGAUUGUCUAGCCGUAGGUGUUGAAUCAGUUCUUCUACAGGUGAAUUUAGGAAGCGACAGAGACAUUCGUACAUACAAUCUUGCCCGGAAUAGCGAGGUUUUUGUGCAUCAUCUUCUCCGUCAGUUGUUGAAAAGAAAUUUGGGAGUGUUCGCUCUAGAAGUUGCCGGAGCAUGUCGAUCUCUCCCACAUUUCUCUCACUCUCUAGAACUUUUGCUUCAUGGAGUUCUAGAGGAAGAAGCAACGAGUAGUGAACCUAUACCAGAUCCCUUCUUACCAAGAUGCGUUGCUUUCAUCCAAGAAUUCCCCGAGUUUUUGAAAACAGUUGCACAUUGUACCAGGAAAACGGAGCUUGCGUUUUGGUCGUCACUGUUUGAAGUAACUGGGUCUCCCAAUGACUUGUUUGAGGUAUGCCUAAGAGAUGGACAACUGAAGACUGCCGCUAGUUAUUUGAUCGUUCUUCAGAAUCUUGAGAAUGCUCAGAUUAGUUUAGAGCAAGCGGCUAGGCUUCUAAGAGAAGCUUUAUCGGCAGGUGAAUGGACUACAGCUUCGGACAUGGUUAGGUUUGCGCGCUCUAUAGAUGCCGAAGAUAUGGAUAAUUUCUCCAGAACCCCUCCACAACAAAAAACAAGCUCUCGUAGACCCACUGCUUCCAUUUCUCUGAAUGCGGGUGAAACAAACGAUUUAGUUUUCUCUAGAUUUCAAGCAGUUGCACGCGUCAACAAAGUCCGUCAUUCACAAGAGCAUAAGGAGUCUAGUAGGAAAGAUUCUAGUGGUUCUUCCAAAAAAGUUGGACGAGCUUUAUCCAACGACACCUCCCCUCCAUCUCCAAUCUCUAUGAGCAAUCCGAUGGCAGAGAAAAUGAAUCAAAUUUUGGAUGAGCAUGCUCAGCAUUUAUUAGACGAAUAUUGUAUUAGAGACUUUGGUUACUUGUGUGCACACUUAGAUUUGGACGUGAAGAAGCUGAUGGCUCAUAGAUCAAUCUUAGAUUUUCCAGUUGCAUUAACACGUAUUCAUUCACAGUUCGCGUGGUCCUACCCCGUCCCAGGGAAGCAUUUUGUUGAUCAUUUGGAGAAGAAGUUCGGAUCGAUGAAAGUUAGUAGGAGUACAGCUUGCUUAACAGCCCAAAACGACGAGAAAACCCAACCGAAAGUAUUAACUGGCGAAGAAGCACGUGUGCCUUUACCUUCUUCAACAGAUACUGACAUGGCUGAGACAGCUUCAGUCGAGAUAGCCAACCUUCUUCCUGUAGAUAGAGCCAAAGUUGAUGGCAACGCUGUGGGUAGACCCGGUUCCCCUGAGAGUAGUGUAACGCAAGCACUUGAUACUCCUGAUGGAAGAAGUUGUGCUGGCGAUUACCAAGGUAUCGAAGUUCUUCUUGGUGAUUCGAACAAUCGAGGACCCAGCGAGAGUCAGCUACAGAUGAAUUAUAUGAUUCAACUGUUUUCAGAAGCUUCUGCCAUAGAUUGGGUGUUUUUACUUUGUUUAAUUUGUCGGGAUAUAACGAGGUUACGGAGUGAGAUAUCUACCAGUAGUAUUAGUAAAUGGGGAGUUGAAGCGUUUGGUCAAACUCGGCUAGGUGCUACCAUCUUGCUCGAAUGGGCAACUGUCAAUUGUAUUGGCUAUGUUUCUGUUUUACAACUAUUUAAAGCCCAUCUUGACAUAAUCGCGGAACAAGUUGGUUGUCUUAAUCUGCCCCCUAGGCGGGCUCAAGUUAAAACGGCUCCUAAUACAAAUGGUUUGAAAUCGAAUGGAGUUUUAAAGCAUGAAGAACGUAUGGCUCGUCCGUCGCGGCUCCAGGAAAGCUUCCGUCCUCGAGAACGUAGUCGUAGUGUUGAUAGAGGACGUGAUAAUACUGUAUCAGAUGUAGAGGAAGGAGAAGGGUGUACUAUAAUGUAA